Messenger RNA from Parastagonospora nodorum SN15, 1707 nucleotides. RefSeq lists its product as hypothetical. Gene Ontology annotation, molecular function: mannitol dehydrogenase activity. Bases 1 to 1707 code for a protein of 568 amino acids. The transcript has a single exon. The record is from RefSeq and is a predicted model, not a curated record. NCBI's taxonomy places the organism in Eukaryota, Fungi, Ascomycota, Dothideomycetes, Pleosporales, Phaeosphaeriaceae.
AUGUUUUCUUACCUUCCUAGAUACCCAUUGCGAGCUGCGAGCGCUAGAGCACUUGUUCGCGCAACGAGGCCCUCUUACCGGUCUGCCCUCCUCAGAUACCAAAGCUCAGAGGCUGUUGGGCGCACACAGGAGAUUGUACCAGGAGCCUACCAGAUUCCUCCCAGAGAUUUCUCUCGCCAACAUGAGGAAAAGCUCGCACCUAAAAACGCCGCCAGAGCACCUCGCAGGAUAGAACCUGCGACGCUGAAACUGAACAGCAAGAAUUUGUCCCAACUGCAAAACGUCACAGUCCCAACUUACCAGCGGGAGGGUGUGAAGCAGGGCAUCGUACAUGUCGGAGUUGGCGGCUUUCACCGCGCUCACUUGGCUGCUUACGUCGACACACUUCUCGAGCAGUUCAACUCUCAGGACUGGUCUAUUUGCGGCGUGGAUUUGCAGCCCUUUGCCGCUCCCAUGCGUGACGCCCUAGGCUCGCAAGACAACCUUUAUACUAUGAUCGAAUGCGAUACCGAGGGUACAAGCGCGCGCGUCAUUGGAAGCAUUACCGACUACCUCUUUGCUCCCGACAACUGCGAGGCUGUCAUUGCGAAGAUGGCACACCCGGACACACACAUCGUGUCAAUGACGGUCACUGAGAGUGGUUACUAUAUGAAUGAGAACACACACGAACUACAGAUUGACCAUCCGGACAUCGCGGCGGAUUUGGCUGGCCAACAACCCCCUCGCACCGUAUUUGCUUAUCUGUACGCUGCUCUUGCCAGGCGACACGCAGCAGGUCUGCGACCAUUCACAGUCAUGUCCUGCGAUAACAUGCAGAAAAACGGCGACAUAAGCCGCAACAUGUUGCUUGCUUUUGCCCGCCAGCAAAACCCAGAGGUUGCCGAUUGGAUCGCAGAAAACGGCGCUUUCCCCAACAGCAUGGUCGACAGAAUUACGCCACGGACAAGUGAUGAGAACAAGGCCCAACUCGCACAGGAAUUUGGAGUCGAAGACUCUUGGCCUGUUGUCACCGAGGUUUUCCACCAAUGGGUUCUUGAAGACAAGUUCGCCGACGGCCGUCCACCAUUCGAGAAGGCCGGUGUCCAGGUGGUUCCCAAUGUUCACAAGGUCGAAGAAUACGAACUUAUCAAGCUACGCUUGCUCAACGCCAGCCACUCGGCCAUGGGAUAUGCUGGAUAUCUUGGUGGCUUCACCUACAUCCACGAAGUCAUUGCCGACCCAACUUUCCGCAAGUACAUCCGCAACAUGAUGCAAGAGGAGGUCCAGCCGCUGCUACCGCGCAUUCCCGGCGUCAGUGUAGACGAUUAUUGCAAUACCCUUCUGGGACGAUUUUCCAACCCAACGCUCAAGGACGAGCUUCCUCGUAUUUGUCUCGGUGGAUCAGGCAAGAUUCCUCAGUUCAUUAUGCCUAGCAUUGCAGAGCAGAUCCAGGCGGGUGGUCCCCUCCGUCGCUUGACCCUUUGCGCGGCAGCUUGGUUCCGCUACCUCCGAGGCAUAAACGAGCAGGGCCAAGCCUUCAAGCUUGACGACCCCAUGGCAGAGGAACUCCAGGCCAAGGCUCUUGAGAGUCCGUUUUCGGUGCUCGAAGUGAAGAGCCUGUUCGGAGAUGACCUUCGCGACGAUAAGCGAUUUGUCGCAGAGUUGAAGAAUGCAUUGGAGAGCCUGGAGCGCGAUGGCGCCAGGGCAACAAUUGCCCAGUACGCGUAG